This is a messenger RNA of Canis lupus familiaris (dog), 550 nucleotides long. RefSeq names its product small integral membrane protein 31 (gene SMIM31). The transcript is spliced from 4 exons. Lineage: Eukaryota; Metazoa; Chordata; Mammalia; Carnivora; Canidae. The record is from RefSeq and is a predicted model, not a curated record. The annotation marks the transcript as partial.
CUCAGAGCUGUAUAUAUUAGUGGUAUUUACACAAGGGCGUGUGAUAGAAAAAGUACAUAACUGAACUUAUUCAGAGUUUCCUGUUUCCUUCUUGAUCCUGCAGAGGGGGAAUGACUUCUUUCCUUUGGAAGCGCAGAUUCUCUUUGGAUAAAUCUUAAUUAAAAUUCUAGCUGGAUUAGUAAACUUUGGUUAAUGAAUUGGCAUCAGGAAGCACCUAUAUUUUCACGGCCUUGUAGAGUUCGGUGAAAAUGUUUACUAAGGGACACGGCGUGUCCUGCCCUCACCCCCAGGACACUGAAGACUCUGUUUGAAUCAGACUCAUGAGUUUCUUCCUAGCCACUCUCAGAGACAGGAAUGCUUCUGGUGAAGAAGUUUGUGGUGGCUCAUGGAGCUUCCGUUCACCAGCCUGGAAAUAGCAUUCAUUUUAUUGGCUUUUGUUAUCUUUUCUUUAUUUACUCUGGCUUCCAUCUACACUAACCCAGAUGAGAGGAAUGAAGAUAAAAAUCAUAAAAAGAAAAUUAGAGAGAGGCAGAGACACAGGCAGAGGGAG